AUGGCAGAGAAACGAGCCCGCGACGGCGAUGCAGCCAGGGCCGUGAAGAAGCAGAAGAAGGGCUUCCAGAUUGGGCCUGCAAAUUUGCCCGAUAGCACCCACAGGCGCAAAGUGAAGAAGAUCAAGGAGGACAUCAUCUACAAAGCCAAGCUCAAGAAACAAUAUGCCAAGAUCAAGUCACGAGAGGCGCAGGCGGAAGAUGCACCGCGCAAAUCUGUCUACGAGCGUGAAGCUGAAGUCGCCGCCGACACCGACGAGCCUACCGCACCGGUGCCAGAACCCACGCUUGAGCCUCAUCCAGACCGGGUCAAGAUGCUUGAGGAGCCUGAGAAAGAGCCUGUGGUAUCCUCUUUCGAUCGGCGACAGAGGCGACCGCGGUCGCAGCCUUUCCAGAAAGAGGCUGAGGUUGCACGCAAGAAGAAGGACGAAGCAGAAGCACGGCAGAAGGCGAGGGAAGAUGCAGACAGGGAGCGCACCAAGAAGAUCGCAGAGCGUGAGCGUUUCAGAAAGGCAAUGGCCAAGGCCCGAGGAGGUCCUAACGGACAGAGGAAGCUAGGACGAGAGAGCCAGGUCCUACUGGAAAAGGCGCAGCGGCUGAUGGGCAAAUCUUGA
Messenger RNA from Ascochyta rabiei, 612 nucleotides. RefSeq lists its product as uncharacterized. The transcript has 2 exons. NCBI's taxonomy places the organism in Eukaryota, Fungi, Ascomycota, Dothideomycetes, Pleosporales, Didymellaceae. The record is from RefSeq and is a predicted model, not a curated record. The coding region runs from base 1 to 612 and encodes 203 amino acids.